Molecule: messenger RNA, 3337 nt
Organism: Drosophila melanogaster (fruit fly)
Lineage: Eukaryota; Metazoa; Arthropoda; Insecta; Diptera; Drosophilidae
Gene: solo
Product: sisters on the loose
Exons: 5
Coding region: 152-3247 (1031 amino acids)
Cellular component (GO): chromosome, centromeric region
Source: RefSeq, marked reviewed
CACUAGAUUUUUGGUACUUUUAACAGAUCCUUUUCGGUUUUGCGUUGCGCGAAGUGAUCUGAACUUAUCAAAGUUUGUAAGGUAAUACAUAAAGUGAAAAAGAAUUAAUUUGCUCUUGAAAGGCAGGCCAAAUUAAAAAAAAAAUAUCAAUAUGUCUGACGACUGGGAUGAUGAGCCCAUUGUUGAUACUCGCGGCGCCCGCGGUGGAGAUUGGAGCGAUGAUGAGGACACGGCCAAGAGCUUCAGCGGCGAAGCUGAAGGCGAUGGUGUUGGAGGGAGCGGUGGUGAAGGCGGCGGCUACCAAGGAGGAAAUCGAGAUGUGUUCGGAAGGAUCGGCGGAGGCAGAGGAGGAGGAGCUGGAGGUUAUCGAGGAGGAAAUCGAGAUGGAGGGGGCUUCCACGGUGGACGUCGCGAGGGAGAAAGGGACUUCCGCGGUGGAGAAGGCGGCUUCCGCGGUGGACAAGGCGGCUCCCGCGGUGGACAAGGCGGCUCCCGCGGGGGACAAGGCGGCUUCCGUGGUGGAGAAGGCGGCUUCCGCGGUCGGCUGUACGAAAACGAGGAUGCUAAGGAACUGCCGCCGAUCCCAUCUAGCUGCGAUAAGGAUGAGGUGGGCGCAUUCAUCGAUCAGCUGGACUUGAGCAAGUACACGACCAGCCUAGCACUGAUUCGAAAAUUGCGUGACUACUUGCUGACUGCAUUUAAGGCUUUGGUGAACCAAGCAUGGGCUUCUCUCGAGAAAUUAGCUCAAGAAAAGCGUGCACAAAAGGCACAUCAGAUACGCGAAACAACAGAUAUGAUGAAUCGCCUUAUGGAGGACAUGGGCCGAUUGAUUCGUGAAGGUGAACAUGAGGAAGCAAAUGGGAUUGGGAUGGGAUUUCAAAGCAUUGAUGCGGAUUGCAGAGCUGAUUUGUCGCAAUGGAGGAAUUUACAGCAAGUUGUGAUGCCGCAAUCUUCGGAGAUCAGAGAUGGACAAACAAACAGGACAAGCGGUACUGAGGGCGGUCGAUCAGGAGGUUUAACCGAUGGCGAUGACUUAACCGAAAUACAAAGCGCCGCAUACGCCGUGUAUCAUCAGGUUUUGGAUCGAGGUUACCAAACGGGUCGACGGCUGUAUGAUGAUAAUCAAGGAGCAUUGAGAGAAGAUUCUAUUCCAACAGAAGACCGAGAACACCCAGAAAAUAAUCAAGUGGAUGGAUCAACAUAUGGAGUGACUAGAUUUCUGCACUGGCUAAGUGAGAACUUUGUCACUCGGCAUGAAAUAAGGGCCGUACGUUUUGGCAGUCCGCAUAUGGUUUUUCAAUCUUAUGACUGGCCAGAGUCUCCAAAGCAGCACAUUUCGACGGUCCAUCAAAAAGGCAUAUUUUAUUCUCAGCCCUUAAUUAGGACACGCAUAAUAGCCACUGUUGCGAGCGAGCCAAACAAUUCGAGUAGUGGUCAGCUCAGCAGUAUGGUAAACUUGGCACGACAUCAGCGGUCGCAAAAUCAGGAAACGCCAGAUGGAAUUUACGUUAGUCGCUACAAUGCAACUGGAGAUGAGGAGACUCCCUGCUCCGCAACCGGAGUCCCCGGCAGAGUUGUGGCUCUGCGUGCUUCGAGCACCCCAAAUGAACAUAGGAGCGAUCCAGGCUUGUCUUUUAUACCCAAUUUGACUUACGAAGAUGGGACCAUACCAUCAUUGGCAGCAGGCGGCGCUGCAUCGACACCGUUGGCUCCAUCACUGCCAGCAGAGCAUUCAUUGGGGUUAGAAAUGGAUAGCAACACUUUGGUGGUACCAGCUGAUGCGGAUGAAACCCGCUUAGUCGGACAUCCAGGAUCAACAGUGGUUCGUUCUCGGCUUGGAGGCCCUCCAGCAUCAACACCUUUACUAUCAUUCCGACCUAGACUGCCGGUCAUUGACGAAGAGCAUCAUCUACGCUUUACCAGGGUGUCACGCGAGCUGCAAAUGAGUGUUGCUUUCCCGCCGGAAGAGACAACACUAAGCGAGCAACGUGAGUGGGGCUCGAUUUUCCGACCACGUGAUGAAAUGGUUAACUAUGCCGAAGGUCCACCUCCUCGCCAAACACAAAGGGCGCGUCGUCGCUCGCGUACACGCAGACGACGUAAUCGUAUCGCUUCAGCUGCCAGCCCGCAACUAACACCGGAACGAAUUGUCCGUCGCGAGGAAGCCUUCCAAAGCAGCCGACAUAUUGCAGCCACUUUUAUGUCCAGCUUGCUACAAAAUGCAGCUGGAGAAGUGACGACGUCUUCAGGUCUGGCAGUAACCCGUUCAGUGAAAGAAAUAACGACAUCAGUCCAUAUCACCCGAAAUGUACUACAAGAGGAGGUACCACCGACCACAGAAGCAACGACGACCUCCCUAGAAGUUGCACAGGCAACAGGGUAUUCGGAUUCUGGGGCUUGUAUGCAAUCUGCAGCGUUCUCUCAAGAUCUUCCUGUAGUAGCUCCCUUGGAGAUAUCUGGAAAUGCAUCAAGUGACCAAGCAUCAUUUGAUCAAGCUUUGGCCUUACUGCCUCCCAUAAAUUCCACUCCAAUAGGUCAGCAUCCAAUUGCUGUUUUCGGACCUAAAACCGAAAUUGAAAUUAAACCCCAAAAAAUGGACAUCUCUAAUAUGAUGAAUACAUCGGUUCCACCAAUGCCAAUGGAAGUCGACGAAGUUCCACUGGAGGUAUCAAACACUUUGGCCAAUAUGAGCGAUCACGCUUAUGUGACUGAUAUACAGAUACUACCGUCGUUGCAACUCAAUUCUUUGAAUCUUGUUAGCACCAAUAUUACAGACAAUGCAGUAAAUAUCGCCCCAUCGACAUCAACAAAUGAUUUGCAAACGCCAAGUGACCGCAGAACAUCAAUGCAAAAUCAACUAUAUCGAGUGUCCAUGAACGAUUUGGCAUAUAUUUCACAACACGCUAAUGUGGUUCGUCUGAUGGUAGAUCGUCAAGAGGAACUAGGGGCACAGGUCAGCUCCCUGGGGCCUUUUAAGGAAAAUAGCCAAGGCGCGCUAAAUUUUAGUACAAUGCCCGCUGUCAAAGUCUACGAUCCACGUAUAAUUCAGAACAUUCAGAAGGAUAAGAUGAGAGUAGUUCAUGGGCUCUUCGGUGCUCUUAUCAGACAGUCCCAGGUUGAUAUGCACAAUGCACCAUUCAUCCGAAAUCGCAAGGAUGCGUUGAUGGCAUAUCGCUUUUUACUCGAGCUUAAGACUGCAAAUAUUAUAAGUCUUAGCUCGGAUGGUAGAUUUUUCGGGCUGCUCUAAUCAAAUAAAAAGCAUUUUAAUUUUAAAAAUACAAAAAAAAUUUAAUAUUAGUUUGCUUAAAUAAUUUAAUAAAGUUGAACGUGGUAUUAG